This is a messenger RNA of Laetiporus sulphureus 93-53, 1973 nucleotides long. Its product is annotated as putative monooxygenase. The coding region runs from base 111 to 1736 and encodes 541 amino acids. Gene Ontology annotation, molecular function: monooxygenase activity; iron ion binding; heme binding. NCBI's taxonomy places the organism in Eukaryota, Fungi, Basidiomycota, Agaricomycetes, Polyporales, Laetiporaceae. The record is from RefSeq and is a predicted model, not a curated record. The transcript is spliced from 11 exons.
UUAACCAUGCUCCCAGCCAAGGUUAGGCCAGGCAGAGCACUGCGUUCACUCCGGAUUCCCCAUUACCCAGGUGAACCCAUUCACGAACCACCGCCAUCAUUGUCAAGACCAUGGACGGCGUUCUUCCCGCCGCUGUUGCUCUCGGUCUCGCCGCUGCCACGAGUGACAUCCUCCAGCCUCUCGGUCUCGCCGCCGCCACGAGUGACAUCCUCCAGCCUCUCGGUGUCUUCGUGGUCUCCUGUGGCACCUAUGUCCUCGUAAAACAUCUUCUGUCCUCGCGCGCACGCCUUCAUCUCGCCCCAGGGCCCACCCGCUGGCCCAUCGUCGGCAAUGCGUUCCAAAUCCCGCAGGUCAAUCCUUGGCUGACCUACUCCAAAUGGGCCGACACGUACGGCGAUAUCAUUCAUCUCGACGUCUUUGGCCAGCCCAUCAUCGUCAUCAAUUCUGCCGAGAUUGCUAGAGACCUUCUCGACAAACGAUCCUCCAUCUAUUCCGAGCGGCCGCAUCUUAUCAUGGCAGGCGAUCUCGUCGGCUACAGCGAGGGCUUCGUUCUCCAGCCCUAUGGCGAGGAGUGGCGCAGGCAGCGCAAGCUCGUUAACGCAGACUUUGCCCAGGGGACUGUUCCGCGCUACUACCGUCUCCAAGAGACCGAGGCGCGCAAGCUUGUCCAAGCCGUGCUUCAUGACCCAAGCUCGCUUGUUCGCCAGGUAAAGAUGAGGAUUGCGGCAAUCAUCAUGGAAGCCAACUAUGGCUAUACGGUGAAGUCCGAGGACGACCCGUUCAUAACCAUUCCGUUUGCCGCCAUGGCCAACUUCAGCAAAGCUUCCGCACCAGGCGCAUGGCUCGUCGACUUCAUCCCGCAGUUGCAGCGCCUGCCAUCUUGGGUGCCAGGGACAGGGUUCCUCCGUACGGCCCGAGAGUGGCACGAAAUCUGCAUGAAUGCGACUUGGAAUCCGUACCGCUGGUGCAAGCAGAACCUCCCCACCGGCAUCGCACACUCGCCUAGUCUCUGUGCGACAUCGCUCUUGCAAGCGGAUGGCGAGCUUUCAAAAGAGGAUGAACACACCCUCGUGUGGGCAGCAUCGGCUGUCCUGGGAGGAGGGCUCGACACGAAUGUGUCCACAAUCCUAACUUUCUUCCUUGCCAUGCUCCACUAUCCGGACGUCCAGGCCAAAGCGCAAGCAGAGAUUGACGCAGAGAUUGGGACCGACCGCCUUCCGUCCAUUGCCGACAGGGCCUCGCUGCCAUAUAUUUGCAGCCUGGUCACGGAAGUCUUCCGGUGGAACCCUGCCAUUCCACUCUGUUUCCCUCAUUCGCUGAGGGAGGCGGACAUGUACAACGGUGUUCAUCUUCCCAAGGGUUCCCUCGUAGUGCCAAAUGUUUGGCACAUGCUGCACGAUCCAAUGACAUACGCCGACCCGAUGAACUUCAAGCCCGAGCGGUACAACAACUCGGACGCCGAGAUGCAGAAGGUCACAGACCUGGCAUUUGGAUUCGGCCGGAGAGCGUGCCCGGGCUUCUACUUUGCCCAGGGUACCAUGUUCGCGGUGAUUGCCACUGUCCUUGCAACCUGUCAGAUCGUCCCGGCUAUCGACGAACGCGGCACGCCGAUCAUUCCCAAGAUUGCAUAUACUUCUGGAAGCAUUGUAUUCCCCGAAGCGUUCGAAUGCAACCUGAGAAGUCGAUCGGAAAGUGCGCGGGAGAUGCUUUCUAGGAGUGUUCCCUCUUCUGAAUGAAUGCAUACUGAGCGCCUGGCUAUAUGAGGGAAGACUCCGAGAAGAUUAGCACAGGCGAAGUUCAACUCCAGAAGAGGGCAGUGCGUGGAUUUCUUGCAUAUAUGCGUGACGUGGAAGGCUGUGCAGAUGAAUUUGCAGUUCGUAAAGCUCAUGCGAUGUGGCCUUGUUCUUCUCGAGAUUACUAAGUCCACACAGUGGCUGAAUCCACACAGUGGCUGAUUAUACAAAGUGAUUAUC